CACCGCGACCAGGAGGAGGAGGAGGGAGCUGGGGCCAGCCAGCCAGAGCAGGGAGGAGGAGGAGGAGGGUACGUUGAGCCUGGGACUGUGCAUGUAGAGCUUAGAAAGAAGAGACGCGGGGAGCGACAGAGAGACACGGAGAGGAAGAGGGAUAUAUGCAGCAGUAACAGCAAGAGCAACAGUAGCAGCAGGAGGAGGGAUCUGCAGCAGCAGCAAACCACCACCCCCGGGUUGCAGGGGCAGGUCCAGCCGGUCCUGGGGGGGGAGGGGGGGAGGACAACUCAGCCUUUUGGGUGCUGACAUUCCCCCCGCCGCUCCCUCCCUCCCUUUCCCUGGGAUUUCGGGGGGGACAGGCUGUGGGCUGCCUCCUUUAUACGACCAACCCCCGCCGCCGCCGCCCGCAUUUUGGGGGGUGCAUUUAUCCUCCCUGCUGCCGCCCCCCAACCCCGGCUCCCCGAGAAUAAAAAGAAGAACCGAAAGGCGUGACUCGAAAAUAAAUAAUCAUUAAAAAAAAAAAGCCGACAACAACCCACACAUAACACCACCCAGGGGAAGAGGAGGAGGAGUGAAGGAGGAGGAGGAGGAGGAACGCGGAGGAGCGGGCAGGAACUUUAAAGCCAGCCCCGAGCUCCAGACCGGUGCUUGGCAGAAGCGACGACAGCGGCGACAGGAGGCGGUGGCGUGUGUGUCGCCGAUCGGGCUGGGUGUGAGUGCGAGCGUGUGUGUCAGUGUGCGAGCGGCCGAGCGGCGCAUCGUCCCAACUCCGGCUGCUGGAAAUGUCCGAGCACAAGGCAAUUGAUCCGAAGUUAUCGACGACGGACCGGGUGGUGAAAGCUGUCCCGUUUCCCCCAAGUCAUCGGCUCACAGCGAAGGAAGUGUUUGACAACGAUGGGAAGCCUCGGGUGGAUGUCUUAAAAGCCCACCUCAUGAAAGAGGGGAGGCUGGAAGAGAGCGUGGCUCUGAGAAUUAUAACGGAGGGCGCGUCGAUUCUGCGACAGGAAAAGAAUCUUCUGGACAUAGACGCUCCGGUCACAGUUUGCGGAGACAUCCACGGACAGUUUUUCGACUUAAUGAAGCUAUUUGAAGUGGGCGGGUCCCCGGCUAAUACUCGCUACCUGUUCCUGGGGGACUACGUGGACAGAGGCUACUUCAGCAUCGAGUGUGUGCUAUAUUUGUGGGCCUUGAAAAUCCUUUACCCUAAAACACUGUUUUUACUUCGUGGGAACCAUGAAUGUAGACAUUUAACAGAAUAUUUCACGUUUAAACAGGAAUGUAAAAUAAAGUACUCAGAACGUGUGUACGACGCGUGCAUGGACGCCUUUGACUGCCUGCCCUUGGCUGCCCUGAUGAACCAACAGUUCCUCUGCGUGCACGGUGGCUUGUCCCCAGAAAUCAACACCUUAGAUGAUAUCCGAAAAUUAGAUCGAUUCAAAGAGCCACCUGCUUACGGACCUAUGUGUGACAUCCUGUGGUCAGACCCCCUGGAGGACUUUGGAAAUGAGAAGACUCAAGAGCAUUUCACUCAUAACACCGUCAGGGGAUGUUCGUACUUCUACAGCUACCCUGCUGUAUGCGAAUUCUUACAGCACAAUAACUUGUUAUCUAUACUCCGAGCCCAUGAAGCCCAAGAUGCAGGGUAUCGCAUGUACAGGAAAAGCCAGACGACAGGCUUCCCUUCUCUAAUUACAAUUUUUUCAGCACCAAACUAUCUAGACGUGUACAAUAACAAAGCUGCAGUAUUGAAAUAUGAGAACAAUGUUAUGAACAUCAGACAGUUCAACUGCUCUCCUCAUCCAUACUGGCUUCCAAAUUUCAUGGAUGUUUUCACUUGGUCUCUACCCUUUGUGGGGGAAAAAGUGACAGAGAUGCUGGUCAACGUCCUGAACAUCUGCUCAGAUGACGAACUAGGGUCGGAAGAAGAUGGAUUUGAUGGAGCAACAGCUGCAGCCCGGAAGGAAGUUAUAAGGAACAAGAUCCGAGCAAUAGGGAAAAUGGCUCGAGUUUUCUCUGUACUGAGAGAAGAGAGUGAGAGCGUGCUGACCCUGAAAGGCUUGACCCCAACCGGAAUGCUGCCUAGUGGAGUACUCUCCGGAGGAAAGCAAACUCUACAGAGCGCUACUGUUGAGGCAAUUGAGGCUGAUGAAGCCAUCAAAGGAUUUUCACCACAGCAUAAGAUCACUAGCUUCGAAGAAGCCAAGGGCUUAGACCGAAUUAACGAGAGAAUGCCUCCCCGCAGAGAUGCCAUGCCCUCUGACGCCAACCUUAACUCCAUCAACAAGGCUAUCUCCUCAGAGACAAAUGGCACAGACAGCAAUGGCAGCAACAGCAGCAAUAUUCAGUGACCCCUUCCUGUUCUGGGUUGUUGGCGGUUUUUUUGUUUUGUUUUCUUUUGGAGCUGCAGGGCAUGAUGGGAUGUUGGUGCCUCUGAUGAUAGCUUACAUGCUGUGGGGAGGGGCAGGUCUUGGAUUCAGUUUACAAUAUCAUCAAAAGAAAAGAGAAAAGAGAUAGUAAACUAUAUUUUGGU
This is a messenger RNA of Tachyglossus aculeatus (Australian echidna), 2524 nucleotides long. RefSeq names its product protein phosphatase 3 catalytic subunit alpha (gene PPP3CA). Gene Ontology annotation, biological process: calcineurin-NFAT signaling cascade. The record is from RefSeq and is a predicted model, not a curated record. Gene Ontology annotation, cellular component: cytoplasm; calcineurin complex; cytosol. The transcript is spliced from 14 exons. Bases 777 to 2342 code for a protein of 521 amino acids. Lineage: Eukaryota; Metazoa; Chordata; Mammalia; Monotremata; Tachyglossidae. Gene Ontology annotation, molecular function: calmodulin binding; calmodulin-dependent protein phosphatase activity.